Exophiala aquamarina CBS 119918 is the source of this 714-nucleotide messenger RNA. Its product is annotated as proteasome subunit alpha type-5. The transcript is spliced from 4 exons. Gene Ontology annotation, cellular component: proteasome core complex; nucleus; proteasome core complex, alpha-subunit complex. Bases 1 to 714 code for a protein of 237 amino acids. The record is from RefSeq and is a predicted model, not a curated record. NCBI's taxonomy places the organism in Eukaryota, Fungi, Ascomycota, Eurotiomycetes, Chaetothyriales, Herpotrichiellaceae. Gene Ontology annotation, biological process: proteasome-mediated ubiquitin-dependent protein catabolic process.
AUGUUUAUAGCCCGCUCAGAAUAUGAAGGACGUCUAUUCCAGGUUGAAUAUUCUCUAGAAGCCAUCAAACUCGGCUCGACGGCCAUCGGCGUUGCAACCUCUUAUGGCGUCCUCCUCGGUGUAGAGAAGCGUGUCACUUCUCCUUUACUCGUUUCCUCCAGUAUCGAGAAGAUCGUCGAGAUCGACAGACACAUUGGCUGUGCCAUGUCGGGCCUGCAAGCAGACGCGCGGAGCAUGAUUGAACACGCACGGGUCGAGUCGCAGAACCACGCUUUCAAUUUCAACGAGAAACUCGGCGUCGAGAGCUGCACCCAAGCGAUUUGCGACUUGGCUUUGAGAUUCGGUGAAGGUGCACAAGGUGAAGAGUCGAUAAUGAGUAGACCCUUCGGUGUCGCUCUCUUAAUCGCUGGCUGGGAUGAGGACAACGGACCACAAUUGUACCACGCCGAGCCGUCAGGCACCUUCUACCGCUACGACGCGAAAGCAAUUGGCUCGGGCAGUGAAGGAGCUCAAGCAGAACUACAGUCCGAAUUCCACAAGUCCCUGACGUUAGAGGAGGCCGAGACUCUUGUUUUGAAAACACUGAAACAGGUGAUGGAGGAGAAGCUGGAUUCGAAGAACGUGCAAUUGGCGAGUGUCACUCAAGAAAAUGGAUUCCGGAUUUAUACCGACGAGGAAAUGAGCACCGUCGUUGCAAGACUCGAGGGUGACUAG